CCCCUAGCAAAGCCCGGAGCCGGCUACUACUUCCCGCUCCGAGAAUUCGGGUGCCCCACGUCAAGCAGCCCCCAGACCCCCCCCCGGGCGGGGUCCGAGCGCAGGUAUAUACUAGUUGAGAUUCAGCCAUGGAGAAACUCCCUGGGCAUGUUUCUGCCUACCCAGACAUCCUCUCCUUGGAGAACCGGUGCCUGGCCAUGCUUCCUGCUCUGAAGACCACGGAGAAACCACAUGGACAUGUAUCUGCCCACCCAAACAUCCUCUCCUUGGAGAACCAGUGCCUGGUCAUGCUUCCUGAUCUGAAGACCAUGGAGAAACCACAUGGACAUGUAUCUGCCCACCCAGACAUCCUCUUCUUGGAGAACUGGUGCCUGGCCAUGCUUCCUGAUCUGAAGACCAUGGAGAAACCACAUGGACAUGUAUCUGCCCACCCAGACAUCCUCUCCUUGGAGAACCGGUGCCUGGCCAUGCUUCCUGAUCUGAAGACCAUGGAGAAACCACAUGGACAUGUAUCUGCCCACCCAGACAUCCUCUCCUUGGAGAACCGGUGCCUGGCCACCCUCCCCAGUCUAAAGAGCACUGUGUCUGCCAGCCCCUUGCUCCACCAUCUCCAGAUAUCUCACGUGAGGCAAGCUGAUUUGUACAGCCUGAACUCCAGCAAUUGCCGGCUCUCUGAGCCUCCAACUCGGAGGCUGGCCACAGGGACAGUUCAGGCAGCAGCUUCGGGUCGUCAGUUCUAUUCAGAAAAAGAGAAAAAACCAGAAGACAAGGAAGGGGCCCCCAUUCCUUUUUAUAAUCUGAGCUUAGGAGAGGAGGAGGAGGUAGAGGAGCUGGCCCUGAAGCUUACAUCUGGAGUCUCUGAAUCUUGUCCUGUGCCUGCUGACCACAUCCUUCAGGAAAAGAAGAUGUCUCUAAUGAGCUUGCUGUGCUCUACUCUGGCCUCAGAUGUAAACAUGAAAGAUGCAGCUGACCCCACUGGGGCUUCCAUCCUUGAAGUCUGCAGUGAACUUGCCCCCUUGGAGCCUGAGUUUAUCCUCAAGGCAUCUUUGUACGCCAGGCAGCAGCUGAACGUCCGAGAUGUGGCCAACAAGGUCUUGGCCAUUGCUGCCUUCUUGCCAGUCUGCCGCCCCCACCUGCGACGGUACUUCUGUGCCAUCGUCCAGCUGCCUUCUGAUUGGAUCCAGGUAGCUGAGUUCUACCAGAGCCUGGCUGAAGGAGACAAGAACAAGACGGUGUCCCUGCCGGCCUGCCUCCGUGCUGCUAUGACUGACAAAUUUGCCCAGUUUGAUGAGUACCAGCUGGCUAAGUACAACCCUCGGAAGCACCGGGCCAAGAGACGCCCCCACCGGCCUCCCUGCCCUCCAAAGACGGGGGGAUAUCAAUUUUCUAAGACAGAUUUUCCAAAGCACCUUUGGUUUCUUCAAGAUCAACAGAUAAAGUUCGAGAAUUCCUACAAUGCAGUAGCAGAGAAAAAGAAUCAGCCAAGGUUCACACUGAAGAAGUUGGUACAACGAUUGCAUAUCCGGGAGCCUGCCCAGCACGUCCAAGCCCUUUUGGGCUACAGAUACCCCUCCAACCUACAGCUUUUUUCCCGAAGUCACCUCCCCGGGCCAUGGGAUUCCAGCAGAGCUGGGAAGAGGAUGAAGCUUCCUAGGCCAGAGACCUGGGAGCGGGCACUGAGCCUGCGUGGGAACAAAGCUUCUGUCUGGGAGGAACUCAUUGAAAAUGGGAAGCUUCCCUUCAUGGCCAUGCUUCGGAACCUGUGCAACCUGCUUCGAGUUGGAAUCAGUGCCCGCCACCAUGAGCUCAUUCUCCAGAGACUCCAGCACGCGAAGUCGGUGAUCCACAGUCGGCAGUUUCCAUUCAGGUUCCUUAAUGCCCAUGAUUCCAUCAAUAACCUUGAGGCUCAACUCAGAAAAAACGCGUUGUCCUUUCCUUCUAAUACACAACUGAUGAGGAAGAUAAUAACUAGAAACUUAAGAAAUAGCAGGAGGCGUUCUGUUCCGAGGACACUUCCCAACUUCAGUCGUCGGGAUCUUCGGAUAGCAAUGAGGAUACCUGUGAUGUAUGAGCAGCUGAAGUGGGAGAAGUUGAAAAUACACAAGGCCAGACAGUGGAAAUAUGACAGUGAGAUGCUAAACCGGUAUCGACAGGCCUUGGAGACAGCUGUGAACCUCUCUGUGAAGCACAGCCUGCCCCCACUGCCAGGCCGCACCCUCUUGGUCUAUCUGACAGAUGCCUGUGCAGACAAGCUCUGUCCCAAGAGCAACUCACAAGGGCCCCCCCUGAACUAUGUGCUGCUGUUGAUUGGAAUGAUGGUUGCGAGGGCGGAGCAGGCGGAUCUCUUGCUGUGCGGAAGUGGCACCCCGAAGACUGUGGUGCUUAAGGCAGAAGAAGGUAUCCUGAAGACUGCCAUCGAGCUCCAGGCCCAAGUUCAGGAUUUGGUUGAAGAGGAUGAAUGGCUCCUGGAUAAUUUUGGGAAAUACCUGCUGUCUCUGGCUGUCCAAAGGGUUCCUGUGGACAGGGUCAUCCUCUUUGGCCAAAGAAUGCAUGAGAAAAUGAUAAAUGCGGCCAAACACAUUUUCUGGCAGCAUGUGAAUUCCAAGUGCCUCUUUGUUGGUGUUCUCCUAAGAAAGAACAUAUACAUAUCACCAGAUUCAAAUCCCAGCGAUGUGACACUAUCGGGCUGUACUGAUGGGAUACUGAAGUUCAUUGCAGAGCGUGGAGCCUCCCGUCUUCUGGAACAUGUUGAUCAAAUGGACAAGAUAUUCAAGAUUCCACCAGCACCAGGAAAAACAGGGGGCAAGUCUCUCCGGCCACUGGAAGAGGAUACUCCAUCCCCCUUGGCUCCGGUUUCCCAGCAAGGGUGGCGCAGCGUCCGGCUUUUCAUUUCAUCCACCUUCCGAGACAUGCAUGGGGAGCGGGACCUGCUGCUGCGGUCCGUGCUGCCAGCACUGCAGGCGCGGGCGGCCCCGCACCGCAUCAGCCUUCACGGCAUCGACCUGCGCUGGGGCGUCACUGAGGAGGAGACCCGUAGGAACAGACAGCUGGAAGUGUGCCUCGGGGAGGUGGAGAACGCGCAGCUGUUCGUGGGGAUUCUGGGUUCCCGGUACGGCUACGUUCCGCCCAGCUACAACCUCCCUGACCACCCGCACUUCCGCUGGGCCCAGCAGUACCCUUCAGGGCGCUCUGUGACAGAGAUGGAGGUGAUGCAGUUCCUGAAUCGGGACCAACGCCUGCAGCCUUCUGCCCCAGGUCUCAUCUACUUCCGGGAUUCCAGCUUCCUCAGCUCUGUGCCAGAUGCCUGGAAAUCUGACUUUGUUUCUGAGUCUGAAGAGGCUGCACAUCGGGUCUCAGAACUGAAGAGCUACCUGAGCAGACAGAAAGGGAUUACCUGCCGCAGAUACCCCUGUGAGUGGGGGGGUGUAGCAGCUGGCCGGCCCUAUGUUGGGGGGCUGGAGGAGUUUGGGCAGUUGGUUCUCCAGGAUGUGUGGGAUAUGAUCCAGAAGCUUCACCUGCAGCCUGGAGCCCAGCUGGAGCAGCCAGUGUCCCCCCCAGAUGAUGACUUGGUCCAAGCCACGUUCCAGCAGCUACAGAAGCCACCGAGUCCUGCCCGACCACGCCUUCUCCAGGACACAGUACAGCAGCUGAUGCUGCACCACGGGAGGCUGAGCCUAGUGACUGGGCAGUCGGGCCAGGGCAAGACAGCUUUCCUGGCAUCCCUUGUAUCAGCCCUGCAGGCUCCUGAUGGGGCCAAGGUGGCCCCCUCAGUCUUCUUCCACUUUUCAGGGGCUCGCCCUGACCAGGGUCUUGCCCUCACCUUGCUCAGACGCCUCUGUACCUACCUGCAUCGACAACUGAAAGAGCUGAGCGCUCUCCCCAACACCUACCGAGGCCUGGUGUGGGAGCUGCAGCAGAGGCUGCUGCCCAAGUCUGCACAGUGCCUGCAACCUGGGCAGACCCUGGUCCUGAUUGUCGAUGGGGCUGACAGGUUGGUGGACCAGAAUGGGCAGCUGAUCUCAGACUGGAUCCCAAAGAACAUUCCCCGGUGGGUACAGCUGGUGCUGAGUGUGUCUAGUGACUCGGGCCUGGGAGAGAACCUUGAGCAGAGCCAGGGUGCCCAGGUGGUGGCCCUGGGACCUCUGGAGCCAUCUGCCCGGGCCCGGCUGGUGAGAGAGGAGCUGGCUCUGUACGGGAAGCGGCUGGAGGAGACGCCUUUUAACAACCAGAUGCAGCUGCUGCUGGUGAAGCGGGGCUCCGGCCUGCCGCUCUACCUGCGCCUGGUCACCGAUCACCUGCGCCUCUUCACGCUGUACGAGCAGGUGUCUGAGAGACUCCGGACCCUGCCUGCCACGGUGCCCCUGCUGCUGCAGCACAUCCUGAGCACCCUGGAGCAAGAGCAUGGGACCGACGUCCUUCCCCAUGCCCUGGCUGCCCUUGAGGUCACACGCAGUGGUCUGACUGUGGACCAGCUGCAUGGAGUGCUGAGUGCAUGGCGGACACUGCCCAGGGGAACUAAGGUCUGGGAAGAAGCAGUGGCUGCUGGUAACAGUAGAGACCCCUACCCCAUGGGCCCGUUUGCCUACCUCGUCCAGAGUCUGCGCAGUUUGCUAGGGGAGGGCCCUCUGGAGCGCCCUGGUGCCCGGCUCUGCCUUCCUGAUGGGUCCCUGAGAACAGCAGCUAAACGUCGCUAUGGGAAGAGGCUGGGGUUGGAGGACACAGCACACAUCCUGAUCGCAGCUCAGCUCUGGAAGACAUGUGACCCUGAUGCCUCAGGCACCUUCCGAAGUUGCCCUCCUGAGGCUCUGGGAGACCUGCCUUACCACCUGCUCCAGAGUGGGAACUUUGGCCUUCUUUCGAAGUUCCUCACCAAUCUCCACGUGGUGGCUGCACACCUGGAAUUGGGUCUGGUCUCUCGGCUCUUAGAGGCCCAUGCCCUCUAUGCUUCUUCAGUCCCCAAAGAGAAAGAACAAGAGCUCCCUGGGGCUGACGUCGCUGUGUUUCGUACCUUCCUGAGGCAGCAGGCUUCAAUCUUCAGCCAGUACCCCCUCCUCCUGCUUCAGCAGGCAGCCAACCAGCCCCUGGACUCGCCUCUCUGCUGCCAGGCCCCCCUGCUCUCCCAGCGGUGGCACCUCCAGCACACGCUACGAUGGCUUAAUAAACCCCAGACCAUGGGGGAUCAGCAAAGCUCCAGCCUGUCUCUGGCAAUUUCCUCACUCCCCACUGCCGUGGCCUUCUCCCGCAAUGGGCAAAGAGCAGCUGUGGGCACUGCCAGUGGGACAGUUUACUUGUUGGACCUAAGAACUUGGCAGGAGGAGAAAUCUGUGGUGAGUGGAUGUGAUGGAAUCUCCACCUGUUCAUUCCUCUCGGACAACGCGCUCUUUCUUACUGCCUUUGACGGGCUCCUAGAGCUCUGGGACCUGCAGCACGGUUGUCGGGUGCUCCAGACCAAGGCUCACCAGUACCAAAUCACUGGCUGCUGCCUCAGCCCAGACCACCGGCUGCUGGCCACUGUGUGCCUGGGUGGAUGCCUAAAGCUGUGGGACACAGUCCGUGGGCAGCUGGCCUUCCAGCACACCUGUCCCAAGUCCCUGAACUGUGUUGCCUUCCACCCAGAAGGACAGGUAGUAGCUACAGGCAGCUGGAAUGGCAGCUUCAGCUUCUUCCAGGUGGAUGGGCUCAAAGUCACCAAGGAACUCGGGGCCACAGGAGCCUCUGUCCGUACCUUGGCCUUCAGUGUGCCUGGGCGGGUGGUGGCUGUAGGCCGGCUGGAUGGGACGGUGGAGCUGUGGGCCUGGCAAGAGGGGGCACGACUGGCUGCCUUCCCUGCCCACCAUGGCUUUGUCACUGCUGCACUUUUCCAGCAUGAGGGGGGCCAGUUACUGACGGCUGGAGAGGACGGCAAGAUUCAGGUGUGGUCAGGAUCUCUGGGUCGGCCCCGUGGGUGCCUGGGUUCCCCUUCCCUCUCUCCUGCCCUCUCUGUGGCUCUCAGCCCAGAUGGUGAUCAGGUGGCCGUUGGGUACCGAGCAGAUGGCAUUAGAAUCUACAGAAUCUCUUCAGGUCCCCAAGAGGCUCAUUGUCAAGCACUGGAUGUGGCAGUGUCCGCCCUGGCCUGGCUAAGCCCCAGGGUGUUAGUGAGUGGUGCAGAAGAUGGGUCCCUGCAGGGCUGGGUGCUCAAGCAACACUCCCUUCAGUCUCUCUGGCUCCUGUCCAGGUACCAGAAGCCUGUCCUGGGACUGGCCACCUCCCAGGAGCUCUUGGCUUCUGCCUCAGAGGACUUCACGGUACGGCUGUGGCCGAAGCAGUUGCUGAUGCUGUCACACGAGGCCGAACACUUUCCCCGUGGUACUGAGCUCCGGGGACAUGAGGGCCCUGUGAGCUGCUGCAGCUUCAGCCCUGAUGGAGAAAGCCUGGCCACUGGGGGCAGGGAUCGGAGUCUCCUCUGCUGGGACGUGAGGACACCCAAAGCCCCUGUUUUGAUUCGCUCCUUCCCUUCCUGUCACCGUGACUGGGUCACUGGCUGUGCCUGGACCAAAGACAACCUACUGAUCUCCUGUUCCAGUGAUGGUUCUCUGGGGCUCUGGGACCCACAGUCAGGACAGCGGCUUGGUCAGUUCCUGGGUCAUCAGAGUGCUGUGAGCGCCGUGGUGGCCGUGGAGGAGCACGUGGUGUCUGUGGGCCGGGAUGGGACCUUGAAAGUGUGGGACCAGCAGGGCGUGGAGCUGACCAGCAUCCCUGCUCACUCAGGACCCGUCAGCCACUGUGCAGCGGCCCUGGAGCCCCGUGCAGCUGGACAGGCUGGGGCAGAGCUUCUGGUGGUGACUGCUGGACUGGAUGGGGCCACACGGUUGUGGCAUCCACUCUUGGUGUACCAAACACACACCCUCCUGGGACAUAGUGGCUCAGUCAACGCAGCUGCUGUUUCAGAAACCUCAGGCCUCCUGCUGUCCACCUCAGAGGAUGGCUCUGUACGGCUCUGGCAGGUUCCUAAGGAAGCAGAUGACACAUGUAAACCGAGGAGUUCUGCAGCCAUCACUGCUGUGGCCUGGGCACCGGAUGGUUCCGUGGUGGUAUCUGGAGAUCAAGCUGGGGAACUAAUCUUGUGGCAGGAAGCUAAGGCCGUGGCCACAGCACAGGCUCCAGGCCGCAUCAGUGCUCUGAUCUGGUACUCGGCACGCACCUUCUUUGCUCUCAGCGCUGAUGAAAAAAUCAGCGAGUGGCAAGUGGAACUGCAGAAGGGUUCAUCACCCAGAAAUUUCAGUCUCCACCUGAACCGAAUCCUGCAGGAGGACUUAGGGGUGCUGACAGGUCUGGGCCUGGCCCCUGAUGGUCACGCUCUCAUCUUAGCCAAAGCGGACUUGGAAUUACUGCACAUGAAGCCAGGGGAUGCUCCAUCUGUAAUCUGGAAGAGCUAUGCAGAACAUCAUGUGAUGAUGUCUACUCACAAGGAGUAUGGUGUAUUUGUCCUGCAGCCUAGGGCCCCUGAAGUUCUUUUUUUCUUGAGGCAAAAACAAUCAGGAGAGUUUGAAGAGAGCCUGGACUUUGAUCUGAACUUAGAGAAUCCUAGUGGGACCCUAAUAUCGAUAACUCAGGCCAAACCUGAAUCUGAGUCCUCAUUUUUGUGUGCCAGCUCUGAUGGGAUGCUCUGGAAACUGGCCAAAUGCAGCCCGGAAGGAGAAUGGACCACUGGUAACAUCUGGCAGGAAAAAGUAAAAAUUCCUGAAACCCAGUCUCCAGGGAAAGACCCAUCAAAAUGCUUGGAGUCAGAGUCCAGCAUUGAUAGCUGCCUACCAACCCCACAACUAAAGACACGGCAGCGUAGGAAGAUUCACUCGGGCUCUGUCACAGCCCUCCAUGUACUGCCUGAGUUGCUGGUGACAGCUUCAAAGGACAGAGAUGUUAAACUGUGGGAGAGACCUAACAUGCAGCUGCUGGGCCUGUUCCGAUGCGAAGGGGCAGUGAGCUGCCUGGAACCUUGGCUGGGUCCUAACUCUGCCCUGCAGCUCGCCGUGGGAGACGUGCAGGGCAAUGUGUACUUCCUGUCCUGGGAAUGAAGAUACACUACUCAGGGGAAAGGCGAUACCACUUGCUCUAGAGAUGCAAAGCUCGAAGAUACAAGUAGCUACUUUUUUUUUUUUUACUUUCAUAAUAAUUGUAAAAAUAAAGUAUCAGAAAAUCUCAA
Lemur catta (Ring-tailed lemur) is the source of this 8182-nucleotide messenger RNA. RefSeq names its product telomerase associated protein 1 (gene TEP1). Gene Ontology annotation, biological process: telomere maintenance via recombination. The coding region runs from base 129 to 8054 and encodes 2641 amino acids. Lineage: Eukaryota; Metazoa; Chordata; Mammalia; Primates; Lemuridae. The record is from RefSeq and is a predicted model, not a curated record. Gene Ontology annotation, cellular component: telomerase holoenzyme complex. Gene Ontology annotation, molecular function: telomerase activity; telomerase RNA binding; protein binding. The transcript has 55 exons.